UUUAACAACAAGGACCACAACAGAAAAAUGUUAAUAUAUGAAUUUUGCAUAACUUUGACUUUGAACAAAACCAUAAUCCAAGCAACCUUCCAAAACUCUCCGGGACACAUUUCAGUAUCCGUACUCCGGCCGUCCGGCGACACCCAAAUCUCAGUUGAAGCCCCACCACCACCACCACCCAUUCAGACAAUCUCUCUCCCUCUCUCGCUCUGAAACUACAAUCAAUCGAGUCUAAUGAACAUGGCUUCAAUCCAAUUCGACAUACGUGCCGCUAUAAAUGCCGCCAAUAUCUUCUUCGUCAAUCAUGAUCUCCUCCUCCCUCGCCGCCGCCGCUGCUGCUUGUCUCUUUCUCCUCGACCGUUCCCUUCCUUUUCUUCCUACGGGGCGGCGGCUGCUUCACCGACGCCGUCGUCGUCGUUGUUCAGGUCGAGAGCUUUCUCCUCUGGAACGUCGGAGCCGGCGAUUAAACUUCCCGAGAAGCCUCCAAUUUGUAGCGCCGACGAGCUUCACUAUGUCACCAUCCCCAAUUCCGAUUGGCGCCUUGCUCUCUGGCGCUACCACCCUUCUCCUCAGGCCCCUCCAAGGAAUCAUCCACUGUUGCUAUUGUCUGGAGUCGGGACUAAUGCCAUUGGUUAUGAUCUCUCUCCUGGGUCAUCGUUUGCAAGGUACAUGUCUGGCCAGGGCUAUGACACAUGGAUUCUUGAAGUCCGAGGUGCAGGACUGAGUGUACGGGAAUCAGAUGCCAAAAAUAUUGGGGAGUCCGCUUAUGCAGCUUCUGAGCAUAUGGAAUCUGCUGCUAAGGGUGUAACUACUGGAUCUCUGACUCGGAAUCAGGCAACUGCAAAAGAUGUUGGGCAGUAUGCUUCCGAGCAGAUGGGAUCUGUUGCUACGAGUGUAAGUAAUGGAGCUCCGUCUGCAAAUCAGGAAACUGCAAGUGCUGCACAAAGCACAUCACCAAGUUCUGAGCUUUCAUCGGUUCCCGAGGACCCAACGGGACUAUCAACUGUUUGGGAUGAAUCUAUGUUGGUCUCCAAGUUGACAGACACUUUCAUGACCUUGUCAGAAAGUCUCUCUGGUUUUCUUAGUGAAGGUCAAUCCAUGAUAAUGUCAGCUAAAUUAUUUGACCAGAUAUCAACACUUUUAGAAGAUACCCAGUUAUCUGAGCGCCUUAAUGAGUUGCGGGAAAAACUUUUGAGCUUGUUGGAGACAAGGGAAAAUUCUGGUGUUGCCAGUCAGAUCAGGGAUCUAAGCCAGACACUUGUAAAUAUUGUUGAGGAAGGUCAAAAGUCCGUCUCGCCUCAGUUAUUUGAUUUGCAUGACCGUCUUACGUCCACUGUAGUAGAUUUUCAAAAACAACUUGACCUGAUUGUUAAAUAUGACUGGGACUUUGACCAUUACCUCGAGGAGGAUGUUCCUACUGCGAUGCAAUAUAUAAAGGCAGAAUGCAAACCGAAGGAUGGCAAGUUGCUUGCAAUUGGACAUUCCAUGGGAGGCAUUCUGCUGUAUGCAAGAACUGCAAGGUCUGGUAAGAUACCAUUUAAUUGCAUAAAUCAUAAGAUCAGUUGUUAUUGAGUUAUUUUAUUUACACAACAUUCUUCGUCCCAAUAGAGGGCCUGGCCCUUAACAGGACUUCUUAGUUUGUAUAUGAUAGUUGUUUUAGCUCUGACAGGUUAAAGUCGCAUGUUUUCAACAAAUUAUCCAUCUAGUUUGAAGAUAUGGCAUGGCCUGAAUUCUACAAGCAUUCUUGAUGCUAUGGAAGGAGAGUCGAGUAUAAUGCAAAUUAUAUAGCCAGUUUCUAAACUGUUGAGCUGAAUUGGGCUAUUUUCAUUUGUAUAGGCAGUUAUUGGUGAUUUUGGAAGAACCAGCUUUUGUUUUUUAAUUUUUGAAACUCAAUUUCCCCUGUUAAGUGCUCGAAAAUGUUUGGCUGCGAACUGGUGUUGUUCGUACCUUCUUCCUGUUCCUUCAGUAGCUUUUGAUACAUCCCUACCAAAAAGAGAAAAUAAAUUAUCUUGAUACAUCUUUGGUGGAGAUAUGACUACUGAGGUUGAUUUGCUGCUGUGGUGACAGAGCUAAUUAACAUUGUCAGUUUGCUAUGACUUGGAUUUAUCAAACCCCUCUUCUGAUUGCCUUUGUAAUAUUUGAUAAUGGUUUGAAGGGGUUUGUUGGUGUAUAUACAUAUCACAUCAAUAUUCAUCUGAUCACUGCUGAAGUUCCUUCUUUUUUUUUUGCUUCUGUGUGUGCCUGUGUUGUGGGUGAUGAGAGAAGCAUGUGUUCUAGUUACUCAUAAUAUGAUAUUGUAAGGUUUUGAAGGAAACGACUCUGGCUUUGCUGCUAUUGUUACUCUGGCAUCGUCAGUUGACUACACUACUUCGAAUUCGAGGCUCAAGUUACUUGUACCUCUGGCUGAUCCUGCUCAGGCUCUGAACGUACCUGUUGUUCCUUUGGGGGCAAUGUUGGCAGCAGCAUUUCCUCUCUCAUCUCGUCCUCCUUACGUGUUAUCUUGGCUCAAUAAUUUGAUAUCAGCACAAGAUAUGAUGCACCCAGAGCUGCUAGAAAAGCUUGUUUUGAACAACUUUUGUACCAUACCAGCUAAACUUCUUUUGCAGCUUACAACAGCUUUUCGAGAGGGCGGAUUGCGUGACAGGAGUGGCAAGUUUCUCUACAAGGACCAUUUACAUAAGUGCAAUAUCCCAGUCUUGGCCUUAGCCGGUGAUCAAGAUCUUAUUUGCCCACCAGAAGCUGUAGAAGAAACCGUCAAAGUUCUCCCCAAACAUUUGGUGACCUACAAAGUCUUUGGAGAAUCAGGAGGUCCUCACUAUGCACAUUACGACUUGGUUGGAGGACAACUGGCAGUGGAACAAGUUUACCCUGCAAUAGUCGAGUUUCUUAGCCAGCAUGAUUCAGUGUGAUUCUCAACAAUUGCCUGCAACUUGUCAAGCACAUUGAAUUUGGCUUUGCUGGUGGAUUAAAUCAUUCUGUGGGAUAGUGAAACACUGCAUUCACAGAUGAAACAGGACAUUGGAGUGGCAGAGCCGUUGGGGAUAAAUCGAAUAUGGACUGGAAGUAACGGAGAACUAAACACGAAUCGCCACACUCAUCACCAAGGGGAAGGCCAUAGCCCAAUGCUCAUGCAUCUGAUACAAGCAGACUACAUUCAAUCUAAGUUGUCUGGAAACUGUUACUGUUAUAACCAUGAAACAUCAUUACUGCUUUGUCCAAAUCUUGAUUGCAUUGCUAGUUACUGUAUUCAACUCUGUUAGAAAAAAAACAUUGUAAAUAUUACAUCAUAGCUGCCAGUUUCGGUACUACCACUCGACCAAGCUCUUGUUCCCAGAUUAUUAUAGUAAAUUAAUAACUUUCAAAGAUAUAAUUG
Molecule: messenger RNA, 3373 nt
Organism: Linum tenue
Lineage: Eukaryota; Viridiplantae; Streptophyta; Magnoliopsida; Malpighiales; Linaceae
Source: the annotation of a GenBank genome assembly